Messenger RNA from Closterium sp. Yama58-4, 1503 nucleotides. The record is from the annotation of a GenBank genome assembly. Lineage: Eukaryota; Viridiplantae; Streptophyta; Zygnematophyceae; Desmidiales; Closteriaceae.
AUGGACGUGUGGGGCCCAGCCCACGUGAGUGGACAGGGCCACGAGCGGUACUUUCUGCUGGUUGUUGACGACUACACGCGUUACACUACGGUCUUCCCCUUGCGCAGCAAGGGGGAGGUCCCUGAUGUUUUGAUCCCUUGGAUCCGCGCUGUCCGUCUCCAGCUCCACGAGCCGUUCCACACGGACCUUCCUGUCCUGCGUCUGCACUCUGACAGAGGUGGUGAGUUCUUCUCCGACCUUUUGAGGGACUUCUGUCGUGGGGAGGGCAUCCUCCAGUCGUUCACGCUUCCGGCCUCCCCGCAGCAAAAUGGGAUUGCUGAGCGCCGCAUUGGCUUAGUCGUGGAGGUCGCUCGUACCUCCAUGAUCCAUGCGGCUGCUCCCCAUUUUCUGUGGCUGUUUGCGGUCCGGUACGAUGAGCAUCAGCUCAACCUCUGGCCCCGUGUCUCCUUGCCGGAGACCUCGCCCACACUGCGUUGGACGGGGAAGGUUGCGGAUGCGUCGGUGUUCCGGGUCUGGGGCGCUCGUGCCUUUGUCCGCGAUACCUCUGCGGACAAGCUCUCCUCCCGCGCCAUUCCCUGUGUCUUCCUUGGCUUUCCCCCUGACGCGCCUGGCUGGCAGUUUUACCACCCCACCACGUGUCGUGUUCUGUCCUCUCAGGACGUCACGUUUGACGAGUCGGUUCCCUUUUACCGUCUCUUCCCCUACUGCACUGCCCCUCUCCUCUCCCCCUCCCCCCCCCCCCCCCCCCCCGGCCGCUCUUCCUCGCUCCAGCCUGUCGAGGUCACUGGUGACUCUGGUGCUGCUGGGGGUGGUGCUGCUCGGGGUGUUGCGCCUGGUGGUGCUGAGUCUGAGGGUGCUGAGCCUAAGGGUGCAGAACCUGAGGUUGCUGAGCCUGGGGGUGCUGAGUCUGAGGGUGCGGCGCCUGAGGGUGCUGAGCCUGAGGGUGCGGAGCCUGGGGGUGCUGAGCCUGAGGGUACCGAGUCUGGGGGUGCUGAGUAUAGGGCCCUGCCGCUGGAGGCACUUUUGCUGGAGGUGCUGGAGCUGGAGGCGCUGAAGGCGCUGGAUCUGGAGGUACUGAGGGUACUGGAGUUGCUGGUCGUGGAGGUGCUCGAACUGGAGGUACUGGAGCUGCCACGGCUGGCGGUGCUGCUGGAGCUAGAGGUGCUGGAGCUGCUGGCACUACUGGUCUUGGAGGUGCUCGCGCUGGCGGUACUGGAGCUGCCGGAGCUAGUGGUGCUGGAGCUUGAGGCACUGGAGCUGGAGACCCUGGAGCUAGAGGCGAUGGAGCUGGGGGCACUCGAGCUUGAGGCGCUGGAGCUGGAGGCACUAGAGCUGGAGGAGUUGGAUCUGGAGGCGCUGGAGCUGGAGGCACUGGAGCUGGAGGCGCUGGAGCUAGAGGCACUGGAGCUGGAGGUGCUGGAGCUGCUGGAGCUGCUGGAGGUGCUGGCGGUGGGGGUGCUGGAGCUGGCGAUACUGGUGCUGGAGGCACUAUGCAGCGCCUGA